ACCCCGCCAUCUUCCCGUAACGCCUUCCCAACCUUCCUCUCCCGCACGCUACCAAAAAUCUACAGAAAACAGACCCAUAAACCGCUAGGGUUGCCAAAACCGCCGAGAUUUCCAGGGAAGAAACCACUCCCCCGUCCUCAUCACUCCCACCCGUUUGACACAUUUUGUACGUGAAACUCGUCGCACCAGAUUAUUAGGGUUUUUCUCCCAAUUUUGCCUAACUACUAUACUCAAAACGAAGCGAGGAUUUGUUUUUCAUGUUAGGCGAAGAGUUCAUGACUUAUGAAUGGAGAUUAUUAUCUCUAAUUUUUUCUCGAAUAAUUCUAUUUUUCUCGCUGUUGCUGCCCUCUUGAUUACCGCCCUAGGUUGCGUUUUCGGAACUCUCUUCACCGUUCGAUCAAAAGCGAAAUUUUCCGCCGGUUACUGUUGCUCUUGUAAGGGUAAUUCGGGAACUUGUCAUACGACGGCGUAUCUCAACGGUGUCAUUACUGGUUUGGAGGAUAAUUCUAGGAGUGGGGAAGAAGAAAUGGUUGAGAAAGUGCCGGCGGUGGUGCCGCCGGAAAAGCAGUCCGGUGCUUCGAUGAUGGAGCAGUUGGUGCCGGAGAUCACUACGCAUGCUUUGAGUUACUUGGACUAUCCGAGUUUGUGCAGGCUUUCCAUGACUAAUUCACAGAUGCGCAAGGCUGCCAAUGAUGAUAAUGCAUGGAAAGCUCUCUAUCACAAGGAUUUCACAUUGGAGCAGGAUAGUGUGAUUCCAGUUAAUGGAUGGAAGGCCUAUUAUGCAGCUACAAGAGCCAUUGUGAACAUUAACAAUGAAUUUUUUCGCAUCAUUAAAGAAAGGUCACUUGCAGAAAUGGGUCAUUUCUGGCUAAAUGCAGAUUAUGUGAAGUGUUUCCAUGCUUCUGGAGAGUCCUUUACUGGAUACAGUGCGGUCAUGCAAAGCUGGCAGCUAGCUUUUAACUGGGAGCAAGGUUUUAAUUUUCAAGUUCAAGAUGUAAGGGCACGGGUACUAACAGAUAUGGCUUGGGUAGCCAUGAAAGCUUAUGUUGACAUGGAGACUGGGCCAUUCAAUGUGACUAAUAUAUUUGAAUUCCAUAAUGGAAGGUGGUACAUGGUCCAUCAUCACACCUCAGUGAUGAUGGUAAAUGGAGGCGCCGAACAACAAAUGAUGCAGGGUUAGGAAGCAUAGUCUCAAAGCUUAAGUUACAAGGAUGAUGGUAUUUAUUAAAAUUUGAAAGUGGUACAGUUUUUUUCUCUUCUUACGAGGGUCCCUUGUCUAUGAUUCCUUGGAAGAUCCUAUGUAACCUCUCUCUCUCUCUCCCCUCCCCCCCACCCCACCCCACCCCAAGGCCCCGGUUUUUGGAAGAUUUUCUUAACCUCAGUUUUCACCUUUUUGAUGGUAAAGAAGCUACCAUCUUGCUUCUAAAAGUGGUUUACUAGUGCUGAUUUCAAUUCGGAUCAGUAAUUGAGCAAUCUUUGAGUAAGUACAGCUUUGUUAGAAACUUCAUGCGACUUUGAAAAUGAAGCGUAAGAUUGUAUC
This is a messenger RNA of Coffea arabica (coffee), 1540 nucleotides long. RefSeq names its product F-box protein SKIP8-like. The record is from RefSeq and is a predicted model, not a curated record. Gene Ontology annotation, molecular function: protein binding. NCBI's taxonomy places the organism in Eukaryota, Viridiplantae, Streptophyta, Magnoliopsida, Gentianales, Rubiaceae.